UUCAAUAUUUUAAGUAUGUCUAGGAGGAUCACUUCCUUUGUCUUCUCCAACCUUAAACUGCUCCAUCGCCACCGCCACCGCCACCGCCUUCCACCACUAAUCACCGUCCCAUUUCAACCCGCACCCAUCUUUUCUCGCCGCCACUUCUCAGACCAAACCACCACCCCAAAACGCAACACCAAAUUAGUCAACUUCUCCCUCUCCGAUUCCGAGUCCGAACCCGAACCCGAACCCAACUCGACCCAAACUCAACCCAAUCUUCCACCACCUUACAACCCAUUUAACAAAACCCAAUACCGACAAGAAAACAAUGACGACGACCCGACAAACUUACAACAAGUGUUCCAUAAAAUCCGGACACAAGGUCUCCAAGACAAUGCAGUCAAGAUGUUCGACGAAUUGUCUAAACAAGGACUUACCCAUGAAGCCCUUGAAUUAUUCUCUCAAAUCAAAGAUAAAGGUCACAUGCCUGACGUGGUGGCCCACACUGCCGUCAUUGAAGCCUAUGCAUCCGCGGGUAAACCGAAACAAGCGUUGAAGGUUCACCUACGGAUGCUGGCUUCUGGCGUCUUGCCAAAUGCGUAUACGUAUACCGUCUUGAUUAAGGCCUUGGGCGGGUCGGGGGACGUGAAGUUGGUUUCAGAAGGGAAGAAGUUGGUUUUUGAGAUGAUAAAAAAAGGGAUUAGGCCGAAUGCUGAGACUUGUGUUGCGGUUUUUGAAGGGAUUGUGAAAUUUGGGAAUGUGGAUGAAGGGAAAGAGUUGGUUGGAAAGAUGAAGGAGGCCGGGUUUGAUAUCGAUGUAAAGGGUGUUAGAGAGGCUUUGAAGGAUAAAAGAGGGCCGGUUUUUCGUGGUGUUAUGGAUAUUGUGUUUGGAAAGUGAAAAUGAAGUUUUGGAUUUUGAUGUAGUAGCUUUUUGAUUCAUUUUAUGAUCUUGUUCAUCCCAUGUUUGCAGUUGCGUUGGAUUGGCUCAUGUUUUAGUACUGUUAACUACUUAAAAUGUUUUGCAUUUGGUGGCAUUUAUA
Messenger RNA from Erigeron canadensis, 1021 nucleotides. Its product is annotated as pentatricopeptide repeat-containing protein At4g38150-like. The transcript has a single exon. The record is from RefSeq and is a predicted model, not a curated record. Gene Ontology annotation, molecular function: protein binding. NCBI's taxonomy places the organism in Eukaryota, Viridiplantae, Streptophyta, Magnoliopsida, Asterales, Asteraceae. The coding region runs from base 16 to 879 and encodes 287 amino acids.